This is a messenger RNA of Gryllus bimaculatus (two-spotted cricket), 12862 nucleotides long. The record is from the annotation of a GenBank genome assembly. NCBI's taxonomy places the organism in Eukaryota, Metazoa, Arthropoda, Insecta, Orthoptera, Gryllidae.
UGCGACUACUACACCAACUCUGCGCACAAGCUGCAGCUGCAUGCCGCCGGGCCUCGCCACGAGGCGAGUGUGAUGCUGUUCGCGCACCUCCGGGAGCACGAGAACGGCGCGGCCCAGCGCGCGGCGGCGGCGGCGGCGGCGGCGGCGGCCGUGGCCGACCAGCACGUGCAGGACGCGCGCAUCUACCACUGCGCCCUGUGCGGCUUCUCUGCGCGGGCCAAGCUGCCGCUGCUUCAGCACGUGCGCAGCAUCAAGCAUCUGCAGAUGGAGCAGCUGCACCAGCUGCAGCGGCGCUCCGAGGGCAAGGAUCUCCACACCGAUAUCGGUGAAGUGUUUCAGGUCAUCGUGCAACUGGAGGGCGGCCCGGGAUCGGAGCAGUUCGGCGAAGCAGAUCACGAUCGCAAGGAGGCUCCGCUGCUACCACCCACCCAAAGUCAAACAGCGCUACCGCAGCAACAACAACAACAACAACAGCAGCAACAACAACAACAACAGCAACACCAGCAACAACAGCAAUCUACGGGGCGAGAGGCUUUUGCGCACGAGCACCACGUCACGAAAGAGGAAACCAAGUUCGAAGACUACGGCGAAGACGGGGCUGAGGAGAAUGCCGAGGAGCCUCCGUCCUCGCCGUCGCGUCCCAAGGCAGAGCACGAAGACGUUGGAAUGGGCGUUGAAGGGCCUACCCAUAUGUGUCCUUUCUGCAACUUCAGCAGCAACUCUGAAGUGCGGGUACAAGCGCACGUACUCUCUCAACACUCGGGGUCCACCACGUCACCGCCGGGGGGUGCUGCCGGCCGAGACUUUUUGUGUCCGCUCUGUCAAGACAACUUCCGUGACCGCGUCAUGCUGGAGCGCCACGUGAUGCAAAUUCACAGUGUGAAUUCGGAGGGCCUACAACGACUGCUGCUUCUCGUAGAUCAGUCCCAUUGGCUCAAUUCAGUGGGCCGUGCGGCGCCAUCCGCUCCGCAAACGGUUCUACCCCCGCCUCCGCCAACUUCUCUUCCUCCGACAGCUCCAUCCCAUUCUCAAACAACUCACUUCCAUCGGCCGCAACAACAGAGUUCUUCCGGAGGUGGCCCUUCUUUUUCACAUACGGUGACUCCUACACCCACACCCGCUGUAGUGAAAUCUUGUGUCGGCAACGAUCUGGAGGGUAGUGCCAAGAGUGCUUCUGAACUUGUAACAAGCGAAGACCGCGACGACUCUGCUCGAUUAGUUUUUUCGCCAUCUCCCGACGACUCAACUGACGAAGAAAAUCGCUGCCAGACAUGUUUCAAACUUUUUAGGACAAUAGAUGAAUUAUGUAUACAUCAAAAUGAAUCCGGACAUUUGGAACUAAAACAAACCCCGAACGGUCCAGGCUACCUUUGCUGGAAAAAGGGUUGUAAUCAAUAUUUUCAAACCUCUCACAGCUUACAUAUGCAUUUUCGUGAAAUACAUGCCCGAGUUGGGAACACAUCUUCUGUUCUUGGACAGAAUAUCGCUGUGUCUGAAAAACACGUGUACAAAUAUCGCUGUAACCAAUGUAGUUUAGCUUUUAAGACGAUGGAAAAGCUGCAAUUACAUUCACAAUAUCAUGUAAUUCGUGAUGCCACUAAGUGCAUUAUAUGUGGGAGAAGCUUUCGGUCAGUUCUUGCACUUCACAAACAUGUUGAAACAGCACAUAGUGAGCUUUCGGAUGAAGAGCUUAAUACCUACAAGCAGAGUUUGCUCAAUAACCCUCUUUUACUAGCCGGUCUUAGUGGACAGGUGCUCGACUCAUCCACUAAUGAAUUAUUGCGUAAAGAAUCCCUCAAAAUAGAUUCGGAAGAAUUCGUAGAAGGAGAUGAGAUUUCUACUAAAGAUGUACCACCGGGCCAGGAUGAUUGUUUGGGAGUGAACGUAGGCGGCGAUGGGGAAAACAGUGACGAUUCGGUUGUGUUCAAAGAACAACAGUUUUUAGAAGACUAUCUAAAUAGUCAAGCCAUUGCCGAGGACAGUUAUAACGAUCCUAAUCGUAAGUACAAAUGCCAUCGUUGCAAAGUAGCAUUCACAAGACAGAGUUACUUAACUAGUCACAAUAAAACGUUAUUACAUCGGAAAGGAGAAAAACUUAGCUAUCCCAUGGAAAAGUACUUAGAUCCUAAUAGACCGUACAAAUGUGAUGUGUGCAAGGAAUCUUUUACGCAAAAGAACAUUCUUUUGGUGCACUACAACUCAGUAAGUCACUUGCAUAAGCUUAAGCGUGCCAUGCAAGAACAGCAACAAAACAAUACUAAUAAAAGCAACAACGCUGUAAAUCCUUCAUCUUCUCACAGCGGUCCAGGCACAUUAGCUCUUGCGACAUGUCUGGGUAUCGUGACACCGACUACCUCCAAACUGAACAUAAUGGACGAAGAAGACAAAAAACCAUAUAAAUGUAAUAUCUGCAAAGUGGCAUAUAGUCAGGGUUCCACGCUCGAUAUUCACAUGCGCUCUGUACUGCAUCAAACACGUGCUUCUAAAUUGCAAGAUUUGGCUUUUACUGGUCAAAUAGAUCUCAGCAGACCGCUUAUUGAGCAGCCUGAUCAUCAAAAAGUUCAAGACCAACUUAAGAAGACAUCGCAUGAUAAUUUAGAAUCGCCAAAUAAAAUACAACCAGCCACGUCCUCAGCGAACAGUAGUUGUGGCACUGCUGAAACCCCUUCUAUUUGUCAGUCACACCAUAAUAACGACCAGAUAUUAACAGCUCCUACUACCAACACCAUUCUUUCCGAGAACAGCACAACCCCCCUUUUGUCUUCAGUUGGUAAUAGUACAUCUAAUUCUUCUACACCAACUACAAACAGCACAAUGGUUGCGAAAUACUCUGGCAAUACGUCUCAGGUGGUAGCAUCACAGUCCCCUCAGCAUCAAAAUCAACAGCACGGCAUGUUGUCAUGCCAGCGCUGCAGUGCGUUGUUUGUUAACCAAGAACAGUUGAACACUCAUCAAAAGCUGUACUGUCUCUUCAGCAGCCCGGUUCCUAUGUUCACUCCUAUUUCAUCAGCAGUCUCGGUAUCUAGCGUGGGUCUUGCCCAACAGACUCGUGUAUCUCCUCAAAUCAUCAACAAUACCCCUCCGCCUGCCCAAGAAGACCAUGUGACCCGAAUUUCUAUUCCUAACAAGAAAUCCUCCCAGGUUUAUAAGCAUCUCCUGGAGAGUUUUGGAUUCGACCUUGUGAUGCAGUUCAAUGAGAACCAUCAAAAAAGACAGCGCAAGGAUAGGGAAGAAGAAGAAAUAGCGCUUUUACAAGCUACGCCUCAAGUAAAUGAAGAACCCGAAGAGAUAUUCUUUAGAUCUGAAGAAGAAAAUCCCCCUGAAGAAGAUUUGCCGGAAGUCUCAAAGUCAGUCUGUCAACACUGCAAAAAAGAAUUCUCCAGCGUGUGGGUCCUCAAGGCUCACUGUGAAGAGGUUCAUAGGGAUCUAGUGCCGCCUGAAUUCCUCGAAAGAUAUGCUCAGCAAUUCAAAACAGAAUACGAGAAGAAGUCAGUAAUAUCAGCAGUUUCUUCAAGCAGUUCUCCUGUUGUUCCCGUUAGCACGUCAUCUAGCAAUCAUCCGACAUCAGCAUCCGUGAGCAGCGUCACGACGACAACCACCUUGCAAGACGCAGGUUGUAGUGCAUUCAAAGUGUCCGAUGACCUCAAGGAAGACUCUCAGACAAAAACCAUGUCGCAGCAGUUGAUGCAACAGCAACAGCAGACUGAUCAGUCGGAUAUCCCUUCUACUACUCCCAGUACGCCUACUACUUCUUCCACACCCGCCUCCAGCUCCGAAUCCAUUCCAACUACACAUACUUCAUCUAUGACAUCGUCAAUCAGUGCUAUGGGAACAAACGUUGUGCCCAAUACCGUCAAUGUCAACGCUAACGCGAACGCUAAUAUUUCAAUAAGCCUCGCCCAGCAAAUGAAUGAAAUGCAAGCUGCGCUCAAUGUCAUGGCCGCGUCGCAACUUCAGCAGCAACUCCAGCAGUUCAACCCCAUGAUGAUGAGUAUGGCAGGAUUAAGUAUGGGAUUGCCUUUGGGUUUGAAUAUGAAUGCAUUGGCCGCUAUGAAUUUGCAACCACCAUUAGUUCCAAUGAUGAUGCCUCCUCCGCCAUUUGAUCCUUUGGGUUUGGCUCAAGCACAGAACCCUCUGUUUUCACCUCAAGCCGCUGUUGCCGCCGCAUCUAUUGAUCCUCUGCUAGCAAAGCAGCAGCAUCUGAUUCAACAGCAGCAGGCGGUUACUGCUGCCCAGCAGAAACGAGCACGGACUAGAAUAACAGACGAACAACUAAAAAUAUUACGUGCGCACUUUGAUAUAAAUAAUUCUCCGUCAGAGGAUCAGAUCCACGAGAUGGCGAGUCAAAGUGGUCUUCCGCCGAAAGUUAUCAAGCAUUGGUUUCGAAAUACACUCUUCAAAGAACGUCAACGUAACAAGGAUUCGCCUUACAAUUUCAAUAAUCCACCCUCUACUACUCUUAAUUUGGAGGAAUACGAGAAAACCGGUGAAGCAAAGGUGAUGCUUCUAAAUACUCCUUCAGAUGACCGAAUCGGUUCCAAAGAAACGCAUUCUCCUGCACCCUCCGAUAAUUGCACUACACCUCCUGAAAACAAAAGGAAACAUUCGUCUCCCCAGCCCUUUCUUCAGACGUCUCAAAUCAAGACAGAACCUGUGGAUACCAUGAUGGAUACUCAAGAGCAAAAAUUUAACAACGUUUUGUCGGAAACAGAGCAUGAUCACAAAGACAUCGAGCUCAUAGACCAGAAGCCACCUCCUCACACAUUACACCCGCCACCGAGCCCUGUUACGUCUCUAGCAGGUUCAACGUGCAGCAACAAUGACCAGAAUGUAGGCACGUCCUCGCCAGGGUCGCUCACAUCAAUCAUCACAUCGCAGCUAAGUGCAAACUCAUUGAAUUCUCCUAAUCGAGUGAAUGCAACUACUCCUCCUUCCAACAAUGUCCUUCCUUCUAAAUUGUCUCCCACGAGCUUUGCCUCCCCCAGCCAAGUUACAAAUUCAUCGCAUGCGGUGUCAGUGUCUCAAUCCGCCCGAAGCAUCAGCCCGGGACGAGCUUUCAGCACCAACUCUUCAGAUGGAUUCAGUCACGGUCUCAUGCCUGGAUCUUGUGGAAGCGGAAGCAAUAAUAAUAGUUCAGGAAGUUCUUCAGGAAAACGUGCAAAUCGCACUCGUUUUACGGACUAUCAGAUAAAAGUACUUCAAGAAUUUUUUGAAAAUAAUGCGUAUCCAAAAGAUGAUGAUCUCGAAUAUUUAUCAAAACUAUUGAGCUUAAGCCCACGUGUGAUAGUCGUAUGGUUUCAGAACGCUCGACAGAAGGCAAGAAAGGUUUACGAAAACCAACCACCAGUCGAUGCAUCUCCAGGAGUAGACGAGGGAGGAGCCAAUAGAUUUCAGAGAACGCCUGGGCUCAAUUACCAAUGCAAAAAGUGUCUCCUUGUGUUUCAGCGCUAUUAUGAACUCAUAAGACAUCAGAAAACACAUUGUUUUAAAGAGGAAGAUGCGAAACGAUCAGCACAAGCACAGGCAGCCGCUGCACAAAUAGCUGCUGUUUUGUCGUCGGAAGAUUCGAACUCCAGCACCAUUGUCGAAGGAAAUCAACAGCAGCAGACAGUUGGUGCGUCGCCCAGCUCUACCCCGGUCCAGGUUCCUACACAACAGCUCACUCCGCUCACAGGAUCAACAACGCAGGCAGCACCUGUGCAUUCCACAGCUUCACAGGUCACAUCAGCUCCAUCCGUGACCACACUGGCUUCCAGUGUCCCGGUGACGACUACCCUAGCGACAGGAACCCCGCGCGCCCUCUUUACCGCUUCACCUACAUUGCCUCGCUCUCAGGACGACAGCGCCAAAGAGGGCACAUUUCAAUGUGACAAAUGCAACCUUGUCUUUCCCCGCUUCGAUUUGUGGAGAGAGCACCAGCUUGUUCACAUCAUGAAUCCUAAUCUUUUCCCCUCAUACCCACCUGAUAGUCCAUUUGGCAUUCUUCAACAGCAUGCACAGAUCCAGCAGCAGCAAUUUUCAAAUAUAAACGUAUCUGACGUGCAUGUUAAUGUUGCAAACGCUCCUCCAUUGGCUCAUCCGCUCUCAAACAUAUUGCCCACCAGCAAACGGAAAUAUGAAGACUAUGACGAAUCAAACGACAGGGACUCGGAGCAUCCGAAGGACAAACGCUUAAGGACAACCAUUCUCCCCGAACAACUGGAUUACUUGUACCAGAAAUAUCAACUGGAAAGUAAUCCUUCUCGAAAGAUGCUGGAAAACAUUGCGAAAGAAGUAGGUCUGAAGAAACGCGUGGUGCAGGUGUGGUUUCAGAAUACACGCGCGCGCGAACGAAAGGGCCAAUUUCGAGCACAUGCGCAAGUCAUUAAUAAGCGUUGUCCGUUUUGUCCGGCUCUCUUUAAAGUAAAAUCAGCUUUGGAAUCUCAUCUCGUAACAAAGCAUGCCGAUCAAUGUACUCGCGGAGAAAUCAAUAUAGACGCGUUACCCGACGAGGAUGGGAGCAUUGAAACAUCAUUCAACGCCUCCCAAGUAGUAGACUCUGGUAAAACAAGUAAUUUAAGUGUGAAUUCUCAGUCUCCAAGUAUAAUUAAUACGCUUUAUCCUCCCUUUCAAACCGAAGUGGAAAACACAUUGAUCAAGAAAUACUACGAAGAAUCGAUGAAGAGAUAUUUUAACGAACUUCAAGCUCACCAUGCGGCACAAAAUGGGAAUGUGGGGAAUAAGGAAAUGUUACACCUUCCAACAGAUCUGAGUAUGAAAAUCAAACAGGAACCUUCCACCACGUUAAGUGACAGCAGCUCGAUUAUUGGCGAUGCACCUCUAGACCUGAGCAAGCCAGUUGAUUUAAGUCGUCCGAUGAAACUGACAAUGGAAAUGGAACCGCGUGCAGAGUCUGGGCCGUUGACUGACUUGAGUGAAAAAAGCAUUGGGUGUGAAGAUGACAGUACUUCGGAAACUACAGAAAACAUGGAUGGCGACGAGAGCAACCCGACAUCCCCCGCCUCCAGCACCCAGAGCGGGCAACAGCGGCCGUUACCACCCACCGGUGUAAAACGAUUUCGCACCCAGAUGAGCAGUUUGCAGGUCAAAGUCAUGAAGUCUCUCUUUGCUGACUACAAGACGCCUACCAUGGCAGAAUGCGAAAUGCUAGGGCGCGAAAUUGGCUUACCGAAACGCGUAGUGCAAGUGUGGUUCCAAAACGCGCGUGCUAAAGAAAAGAAGAACAAGCUUGCACUGCAGAAGGCCCUGGGAGGUCCAGACGCUCCCGUCACUUUACCUGACAUGCGACCUCCAGAAGAAUGUAAGUUAUGCCAGUUCAGGUACUCUCAUAAAUAUUCAGUACAAGAUCACAUUUUUACUAAAUUACAUAUUGAUUGUGUCAAAACACACAUCGAAAGCGGUAAGGUCGACUUGUCCGGAAAUACUAGUGAUGGAAGUGGCAGUGCCAGUGGCGAAUUUACAGUUCCACCGGCGCCUGGCACUUCUUUAGCAAAUGCGAGUGAUUGUCCAGCAGGGACUGGUAAUGCAUUGUCGGCUCACUCGCCUGCACCAGCAACGUCUGUCUCAACUCUCCUCAAUGCUGGCUCUGGCGCGGGGCGAGCAGAGGUCAUGGGCUCUGCCACAUUGCCUCCAGCGUCAUCGAGUGGAUCGCAGAGCACGCCCCAUCAGCUGACGCAAUUUCAAGCGUUACAAAUAGCCGCUGCGUCGGCGCUGUCUCUACCUAACUCUCUGUCUGUACAGUCGGUGAACUCCGCUGCAGCAUCGACGUCUGCAGGAGCGAGUCCAUCUGUUGCGAGCGUUAAAGACCCACCAAUGGCUUCAAUCGUAACCGGAAUGUGUGGGAGUAGUAACAAUAUGACCAACAUAAGCAGCAGUAACAACACCACCACCACCACUACCACCACCACUUCUUCCAGCACAAGUAGCAACACCACCAGCAGCACUAGUAGCAACGUGAGCAAUAAACCCGUUGGAGGAAGUUCAUGUGGUGCCGGUGGCUCAAGCGGCAUUAGUGCUGUCCUUGAUGCGGUUGGCGAGACUGGCGCCGUGGGGAGCGAAGGCCCGGUCAGCGCUAGCACAGGUGCAGGGUCUGGCGCAGCUCCUGGCGCAGCUACAGGUGCAACUACUAGCGCGGCGACUGGAGCAGCUGCUGGGGCAGCAACUGGAGCAGCUGCUGGCGCAGGCACAGUCAAAUCGCCAGCGCCUGGCGGUGCGCCCAGCUCUGAAGAUAUGGCGCUGUUACAUCAGCUGUAUGGUCUGGGUCUUGCUGGCUUCUCCGGAGGUGUGCAGGGCAAUAUGUUUCUGCAUCCCGCUAUGUUUUCUGCUGCUGAAAAAUCAGUAUAGGUGGUCGGCGGUUGCUUGCAUAUCUGGUUGUAAGAACACAGCCCCAGAGCACCGACAGGACGGUUGAGGUGAUGUUAAAGGCAUGGCGGCCUGCGGCGGGGGCGGCUGGCGACGGCGGCGGAGGGCUGCGCCACCCCCUGCCCUCCCCUCCCUCCCGUGGCUCCCCUUCGGCCAAAAAGGCUCCACGGGCGUGCACGAGCACGAUGUCUCGACAAGGAAAUUUGUGGUGAACUCUCAUACCUCGCAUUUGAUAUCACCAGAAAAGUUUUCUUUUUAUAUGACUUGCAUGCAUUGUAAAUAUAUCACUUUCAAUACAAUAUUUCAUUUUGUGAUAAGUCAUUGAAUAACAUUUGAGUUUGUAAUAUUAGAUCUUUUAAUAUCAAUACGCAAGACUAAAUAUAUGUUAAAUAUUUAUUAAAAUAUUGUUUUGUGUUUGCACAUUCUUAUUGUUUAUUAUGAUUAUAUCAAUAAAAUAUUUACUUUCUCAACCCGAGGAUGCGGUCCAAGCAUCUUCGAUUCUCUGGUCGGCGCUUCCAGCGGCGGGAGUGCUGGCGGGACGCCGCUCCCCCUCCUGCAGCUGCCGCCUCGCUCGUUGCAGGCGCUGUCGGAGGCCGCGGCGCUCGGCGAACUGGGCGUCACCACGGUGCACAUCACCGCCCUAGGCGAACCGGCCUCGUCACCUGCUCCAGAGUUUCAAGACUACGAGGUGGACGUGGAGGUAGCCUUCAUUUGCAAGAAGUGUCGCCUCGCGUUUCAGGAGGAGAAAGCUCUCCUGGCCCACCAGCGGCUCUCCUGCUACUCCGGCAAGGCAGCGGACCAGCGCAGCGCUCUCCGCUUGGUCCACGCGCAUUACGAAUGCCGGGCGUGCGGGGAGCGCUUCCCGUCGACUGAGCACUUGAAGAGCCACUGCGCGUCCGAAAGCCAUCUGAAGAGAGCGCGGCUCCCGGCGCCGGGGGGCGCUGAGCUGGCGUACGCCCGCACUGCCCAACUCGCGUCACCGAUCGGGUCUCUGCCACCUCUCCAGGCGACAUCUUUCCCGUCAAAACACUCGAGCCCUCUUUCUCAAAGAAGCACUUCCAUAACGGCACCGCCGACAGCAGUUUCGCCCUCCGAAGGGCUGUCGCACGAAAUGGAAGAUGUCGUGAACCAAAUUACUUUGCUCGCUGCGAGAACUGCAGCGGAGAAAAACGCACUAGCGGUGGUCUCUUUGCCGCAAGCCGUGACGCCCGUCUCCACCGACUCCAACGCCAACAUCAAGGAUGGACUAGACCUCUGCCAAGUGGAUGACGUCACUUGCAAGCGCAUUCUUCACAUCAACGACACGGCUGCCGCUCCGAGUGUUGGUUAUUAGCUGCUUCGUGGAGGUUCUGUGGCUGCUGGAGCCGUGCCGUUGCCAUCAACUCUGUUAUCAACUCCCUAUCUCUACCAACAUGGCUUCUAGCCAGUUGGCGCCCUCCUGCUACACAAUGGAGCGGCUGUUCUUAACCCUAGGAACUCGCAUAGGAAACAAUAAGAAAUAUUUGUUAAAUGUUGUUUAAAUAAUCAUUAAACCUCGCUACUUUUCAUGAAUAACUAUUAUACAAAUGACGAUUUUAACUCCAAAGAAUGAAUUUAAUAAGUAAUUCCUAAUUACAAAGUAUAUAUUAUAUAGAUAUAUAAAGUAUAUAUUGACACAUAUUUUUCACUUGAAAGGAAAAUAAAUAGUGUCAUGUAAUAUUUUGAUGAAAAAUAAGAAAGUAUAAAUAUCGAUUUGGUAUAGAUGAAAACAAAGACUUAGUGAAUCGAGAAUAGUACCUAGAAAUUAUCAGUACCUUUUUAAUUUUAAAUGUUUUUUGUGACAGUUUAAGAGAAAAUCCCAUCCAGUGUAACCUGGAAACCUUGCUAAAGUUAUAAUGAAAAUAUAAGAACUGAAGAAUAACAGGUUUCACAUAAUACAUCUGUUUAUCCUAUUGGUUAGAUAUAUAAUAUAUUAUAUACAUUUCAUAUAAUAUAUUAUGUAUUACAUAUAUAUUGUAUGCGUGUAUGUAUAUGUGCACAAUAGGAUACAUUUGUCUGUAAUAUAUUAUAGUAAUUGUUUCUCUUGAAAAGUGUCUUGUUACAAAGAAAUCAAAAGAAUUUUAUAUAUUUAAGCAUUAGAAUAUAAUUCAAAUAGCCACGGGCCAGAGAUGGCAUUUGUUCCUGAGUUCCUAAUACUGCCAUCUCCUGCAAGUCAGCUGGAAGGUUCCCAGUGCUUGCUGGGGGGUGGGCAAUCGCGCGCGACGGGGCUUUCUGCGAGUCCUUCCUGCGUCUAGCAAGCGCUCGAGCAGCGUCCCAAUCCCUGGCGGCAACCUCUUAGACUGAAGCCCGCGGGAACUAGAAAAACUUCAACACGACACUUGGACGUCCGUGUACUAAUAAUGUAAAUGUAAAUAACUAAUUCUUAAGGGUUUUAAUAAUUCUGAAGAGGGAGAUGAGGGCAAUUGAAAGUGUGAAAUAAAUAAGAUGUAAAAUGAAUCCACACCUCGCUAUUUGUCUGUGACUGUGCCAUUACAAUGAAGUAUCAUGAGAUUUAAUGCGAUAUUGUAAGUCGAAGCAAGUGAUUAGACUAUUGUUUGUGUGUAUGACAGUUUGUUUCCCUUCUUGUAAUAUUAUCAUAUGGUUCUAAUGAAAAGUAAUUUAUUACAAAUAGGGAGUAUGAAAAAAGGGAAACCACCUCAUUCAUUGUGAAUUCUGUUUACUGCUACUUCUAGGGUCCAAUUAAUAAAACUGUGUUAUAUAAACUUAAUACAUUUUUUAGAACACCAAGAAAAACAUUUACAUUUGUAUGAGUGGGAACAUUUCGCGUGUGUCUCAUGUCCAGUGGCAUGUGUCGCCGAGUGCUCGGAGCCACCGGUGGCUCAGCCCGCUGGCGUUUCAAUUCCCUGCACGGGUCCACCACCGGGGAUCUCUUGCCUCCGCCAAUGCGUCUGUCUCUAGGACCUCGCCUAGCAAUGUUUCGCGUUCUUUUCCACACUAGACAUACGCCUCUCUGCCUUUGGCUUGUGUGGAAAAUUAAAUAAAAUGGAAUUUAUUUUCCCCAAAAAAUUAAAUAAAAUAAUCGUACCAUUCUCUGAAGCCUGGGACAGAAAUGGUUUCGAACUAUUAACGUAUCGUAUUGUAGGAGAGAGGUAUUUCAAAACAUUGCAAUUUCGCAUUUCUUCGUGAACAGGACGAUUGGAAUCGAUGUGGUUAGUGUGCACACACGUUCGUAGACUUGCAGUGUUUCCAAGUGUAUUUUGCACAUGCGGCUGGCGACGAGCAGCGGCGUGUCGCGCGGAUCGAGGGACUCGUUGCAGAGGACGGGGAGCGAUGGCGGAAGGGGACAGGACGAGAAGCGCCGCACAAUCUCGGCUCUCUUCGCGCAUUUUCGCACAAAUGUGAACCAUCUCUACCGUUUUGUACAACUGUUUCCUAUUUCUCGCUGCUCGUCGUCGAAGCUAGAAGUCGCUAAGUUCUCUAGAACACAGUUCUCCAACACUGCAGUUCCUACAGUGUGUCUCUACGGACCACAAAGAUCUGCUCUCCGAAAGUACGCAUCCCAGCACCCAAGGUUCCUAUCUUUAGCUAACAUUACUAAGGUUCCUGUUUAUGAAUGCUUUUUCUAUAAUAAUACUUAAAAUAAGAUAUUAAUUAUUGUACUAAUACUAGUUCCGUGUGCCGGGUCAGUCAGUGUAACUACAUUUCGUAUGAGGGGUGUGGAGGCUGGGGGGACGGAUCGUGACAAAUACUGAGCAGAAAAUGCAGUGGAGCUGUUGAUAUCUCAACUUCGGCUAAGUAUCUUUGUGAAGGAUGGAGUAGCAUUUGGUAAUAUUGAAAGUUCAUGACAUGUUUUCGAUUUCUUGCUUGGAGCUUGUUCACCUCCGAAUCCCUACUCUCGGGGAACUACUUACACAAAGCACAUAUGACAUUACGAACACUGUUCCUCAAUGUAUGCCCUUCCCUGAUUUGAUUUUAUAAUGACAUUGCCAAUGUACACUAUUAAACGACUUUAACGAUUGGUAACAAAGACUCCCAAAAAGACUUUUUAUGUGUCAGUGCCAGUACUUUUUCGAAAACGUAUGUUUAGACUAUAAUUAUUGAAUAUGGCUUUCAAAGUGUGUGCGUGUGUACAUACAUUUAUAAAUACUUACAUACAUACUAUUAUUAUCCUUGACAAUGGAGACUUGCACAAAGCUAAUUUCCAAAACUUACGGUGGCCGGUUAUAAUAGAAGAGCGGUUAUUGAUUUCACACUGACAGAGCUCCAUUGCUAUUUGUUCCUGAGGGCGGCGCCGCGUGCUCCGUUCUUAACUCUCACAACGAUGGAAAUCGAUACGAGAUAUUUUAUGGAAUUAUUGUAUGGGUUUAUUGUUCCAAAGUGGAGAAGUGUUGUGAUGAUUCUACUCCUGUGUCCAUGGCACCUUCAACGACCUUCAACGACGCGCCAUUUACCUUUGAUUAGGUGGCGGCGGCGGGGGCGGCGGCGACGUCGUCCACUCAGGGCUACGCCGUGCUGGAGCGGG